Pundamilia nyererei is the source of this 2592-nucleotide messenger RNA. RefSeq names its product zinc-binding protein A33. Gene Ontology annotation, molecular function: protein binding. The record is from RefSeq and is a predicted model, not a curated record. Lineage: Eukaryota; Metazoa; Chordata; Actinopteri; Cichliformes; Cichlidae. The transcript is spliced from 7 exons. The coding region runs from base 209 to 1297 and encodes 362 amino acids.
AGCCAGCCAGCCAGCAAGCCCUCCUGGCAGCUCCAGUCAUCUGCCUCUCUCCCACCCCUCCAUUUCUUCCCUUACUUUUAAUGGAGCCAUAUUUUCUCGAGUCAGGCUGUGGCUGCUGAUCUGUGCUUGUCAAUACGUUUCCUCUUGUUAAUUUUCUGCUUGGAUAGGUCUUUUUGUUCCUGCUCUGUCCUAUACACAGAAAACUGGAAUGUACCAAAACCACACUAAAGACACCAACAACAACUGCCAAAAAAGCCUUCUCUGUGGUCAAAAGGAAAAGCUCAUCCAGGCUAUUAAAAGAAUCAAGCAUGAGGUAGAUGAGUGCAGAGAAGCAGAAAGAGAGACAUACAUAGAAUCAGUGGAAGUAGAGAACAGGUUUGAUGACCUAGAAAGGGAAAUCAGAGCAGAGUUUCAGAACCUCCACCGCUUCCUGGAUGAGGAGGAGUGGAGGGACCUGGAGCGACUGAGGAGGGAGAGACAGAAGCAACUGAAACAGCUGAAGGAGAGAGAGAAGAAGAUAGCGGGGCAAGGGCGAGACCUGGAAAAAGCCAUCGCAGUGCUCAACAACAAGCUGACUGAGGAGGACAGUCCUAAGCUGAUCAAAGAAAUUCAAGAUCUCAUUAAAAGAUCUCAGGUCAGCUUUGUUCUCCCAGCGGAGGUGGACACAGAGGUUCGCUCUGGCCAGUUUGUCGGUCCCAUCCAGUACAGAAUAUGGAAACACAUGAAAAGCUGCCUCUACCCAAAUAUUACAUCAGUGACCUUUGACCCUGAAACAGCACACCCGAAUCUGACUCUCUCCCAGUCCUGCACUUCAGUUUGGUUCGAUGAGGAUAAAGACACAAAAGACUUCCAGGCCAACCCGCGGCAGUUUCACUAUUACUACUGCUUGCUGGGCCGUGAGGGCUUCACCACAGGGCGACACUACUGGGAGGUCGAGGUUGGGAGCAAGACGGCGUGGAGGCUGGGUGUGGCAAGAGAAGACGUCCCAAGAGGGGAGAUGUCUGCCACAGGCACCUCCAACGGCCUGUGGACCUUGGCACUGAAGAGCGGCUCUAUCCUAGCCUGCAUUGACCCAGACCCGAUAAAGAUCAAGGUGUCGCUCUGCCUCGUCCGCAUUGGCGUGUUCUUGGACUGUGAAAAGGAGGAGGUGACUUUUUAUAAUGCCCUUACCAUGGCACCAAUCUACACCUUCUCCAUGGGCACUGUGGAGGUUCCUCUGUUUCCCUUCUACAACCCAUGUGACACAGAUUAUGGAAAGAAUACGGCACCACUGAACAUCUUUAUCCCUUCCCUAUAAGAAGCUGUUCAGCUGGAACCGAACAUUAAGACAUUUGCAGAAUUAAUUGCCAAUGAUUUCAUCAUGAUUUUUCAUUUUUGAAGCACCUCUCCAACGGGAUUACUUAACAUCUUACUCAAAAGUAUAAUAGCUAGAUGAGUCAAAAAUAAAAUUAAUAGUUGCUACAGUGAUUCUAUUGUGUCUCUCAUUUUAAGAAGAGAGUCCCUCUCAUUGAUUAUGCACUUAUUUCCUGGUAAAAGAGGGUAUAAAUGGAAAAACUCAGUUUAUGAAAUAAACACAGGUCACUGCUUCUGUAACUUUCCUUCACUCUUUAAGGUUGUCAUUUGCAGCCAGUCUGGAGCUUCAGGAUCCACAGCAGAUGUAAACAGAGCUGUGAUGUUCUUACCUUUGGCCUACAUAUAAAUAGCUCUGUGUCCUGUGUCCUGGGGCAGCUAUGGAAGCUCAAAACGCACCAGAGGGGAUUAAUGUUGCCAGAAAGUGACACGUGUUCCCCACAACAAAUCACGGCUGGCAUUGUGUGAGAUCUCCGCUUGGUGGGAUAGCCCUGAGACGGCACUGUCCUUCUGAAAAGUUGUUAAUUGCAGAGAAAGAAAAACUAAGACAGCAAGGCAGCAGAUGUCAUAAUCUUUUGUUUAUUCUUAGUAUUCCUUUAGACAUGAAAUAAAGAUAUUGUCUUUACAAAACAUCUGUGUGAAGUGUUGUGCAAAAAGGGAGUACAGAGAGAGAGAGAGAGAGACCAUGUGAGACAUCACACCACAACCAGGCCAGGAGCAGGAAUUAGAGAGGAUCAGAGCAGAGACAACUCACAUAGUGCAAGGAGUACCAGUGGUCUUAAAAGUGGUGGGGGUUUUCUCUAAUCAGAGGUGGGUAUGAAACCACAAUCCCUCUGGCACCAAUUAGCUGUAAUAACUCUUCCUUCCACUCACCGUCUGCCUCUCUCACACUCAUACUCACUCUAAGUGGCUUUCUAUUGCAAUCACUGACAGCACACAGUAGUGGCGUUGUGUGGAAAUGCAGUUUUAGCCACCUCUCAUUAACCACUCACAACAACAUAACCCAAACCCACACAAAGCUUUGUCAUUCAUCUGCUGCUAUCAUGAACUCACUCACAAACUCCAAACUAACCCAUAGACACUGUUAAUGGAAACAUGCUUUGCUUGCCUAUGCUGCCUACAAUUAAAUCAGACUCUUUUCAUCUCUUUUAGAGCCCAACCAACAAAAGAGUUUAAAGAUCGGAAGCAAUACUUGGUGAUUUAAAAAUGCUUUUUUCUUUCAGACACAUCAAUCAUAAACAG